AUGAGCGUGUUGGUAUCAGAGCUCAUGGCGCAUGGCGUGGUGGUCAGAGGCUUGGCGCACCCCCUAGCCAUCGAAGUGGUGCGUGCAGUGCAAUCCCCACGCCGUGCAAUCCCCACGCCGUGCAAUCCCCACGCCGUGCAAUCCCCACGCCGUGCCGUGCAUCAACCACAGUUCCCUUCCACCGUGUCAACAUGCUGGUGGAGGGAGUGGUGCGUGCAUCAACCACAGUUCCACUGUGUCAACAUGCUGGUGGAGGAAGGUGAGCAGUACAAGCUGUUCGGAGCCGUGCCUGUGACCCCUUACCCGUUGUCGCAUGCCCAUGCCCCAUAUGCCCCAUAUGCCCCAUAUGCCCCAAACUCCCAUAUCCACUGUGUCAACAUGCUGGUGGAGGAAGGUGUACUAGCUUUCCAUGAUAUCAGCGUGCUGGUGGAGCAGGGCGAGCAGUACAAGGUAUUUGGAGCCGUCCCCGUGACCCCAUACCCAUUGUCGCAUGCCCAUGCCCCCAUAUGCCCCAAACUCCCAUAUCCACAGUUCCACGAUACCAACCUGCUGGUGGAACAGGGCGAGCGAGCAGUACAAGGUGUUCGGAGCGGUGCCUGUCAGUCACCCCCUGCCAACACCUACAACGCGCUUGCCCACAGGGAAGCUGCUACUUUCCAUGAUAUCAGCGUGCUGGUGGAGCAGGGCGAGCAGUACAAGGGUGAGCAGUACAAGGUGUUUGGAGCCGUCCCCGUGACCCCCGCCAACACCUACAAAGUUCUCGCCAACAAGGAAGCUGCGCUGCUGUUUCCUGGAGGCGUUCGAGAGGCUCUAAAGAACAGGCUGGUCCCUGUGACCCCCGCCAACACCUACAAGGUUCUCGCCAACAAGGAAGCUGCGCUGCUGUUUCCUGGAGGCGUUCGAGAGGCUCUAAAGAAAAAGCGGGUGGUGGUGGGCUUAGAGGGAGUACCGGCAUGCGAGCGGCCGCUGCUGUUUGUGGGCAACCACCAGACACUGGCGCCGGAGAUGAGCGUGUUGGUAUCAGAGCUCAUGGCGCACGGCGUGGUGGUCAGGGGGCUGGCGCACCCAUUAGCUAUUGAAAUGUUCCAUGAUAUCAACAUGCUGGUGGAGCAGGGUGAGCAGUACAAGGUGUUUGGAGCCGUCCCCGUGACCCCCGCCAACACCUACAAAGUUCUCGCCAACAAGGAAGCUGCGCUGCUGUUUCCUGGAGGCGUUCGAGAGGCUCUAAAGAACAGGGGAGAGAACUAUCAGCUGUUUUGGCCUGAGCGAGCAGAGUUUGUCCGCAUGGCGGCGAAGCAUGAAGCGACAAUCAUUCCUUUUGCAUGCAUUGGCGUGGAUGAUGGGUUCGAUAUUCUUGUGGAUGCGGACGAAAUGCCCAACGUGCCCAUCAUUGGCCCCAUGGCAGUCGAGGGUGUGCAGGCAUGGCCCAGAGUGAGGGACGCAGCGGCAGCAGGGGCGGCAGCAGAGCAGUUCAUCCCACCAGUGGUGGUCCCCAAGGGGCUGAAUCGCCUCUACUUCCUCUUUGGAGCGCCCAUCAGAACAAAGGGUGAGCAGAAUGUGUGGGAGAGUUUUUGCACGGAUGCAGCUGCAGCCAGGGCGGCGGCAGAGCAGUUCAUCCCACCUGUCGUGGUCCCCAAGGGGCUGAAUCGCCUCUACUUCCUCUUCCAGGCACCCAUCCGAACAAAGGGUGAGUGGAAUGUGUGGGAGAGUUUUUGCACGGAUGCAGCAGCAGCAGAGCAGUUCAUCCCCCCAGUGGUGGUGCCCAAGGGGCUGAACCGCCUCUACUUCCUCUUCCAGGCGCCCAUCCGAACAAAAGGUGAGAAGAAUGUGUGGGAGAGUCUUUGCAGGGAUGCAACAGCAGCCAGGGAGGCAGCAGAGCAGUUCAAACCAAGAGUGAGCAGUGUGGUGGUGGUGGUAAUCCAAGGGGCAGUCAUAGUGGCUGUGACCCAAGGGGCAGCAGCAGCGCAGUUCAUCCCGUCAGUCGUGACGGCCGAGGGGCUGAACUGCCUCUACUUCCUCUUCCAGGCACCCAUCCGAACAAAGGGUGAGUGGAAUGUUCUUUGGGCACUGAAGUGCGCGAGUGUUUGUGGAGGCAUGUCCCACCUGCUGACAGACAAGGCAGCAGCAGCAGAGCUGUAUGCGCAUGUGAAGGGGGAGGUAGAGGGUGGGCUGCAGUACCUGCUGAGGAAGAGAAAGGAGGACCCUUAUAAUGACCCUGUGGCGCGAUUGCUGUAUGAGGCCACGUGGGGUGGGGAGAAGCAGGCUCCCACGUUCAAGCCAUAG
Messenger RNA from Closterium sp. Naga37s-1, 2283 nucleotides. The record is from the annotation of a GenBank genome assembly. Lineage: Eukaryota; Viridiplantae; Streptophyta; Zygnematophyceae; Desmidiales; Closteriaceae.